Molecule: messenger RNA, 2359 nt
Organism: Vitis riparia (riverbank grape)
Lineage: Eukaryota; Viridiplantae; Streptophyta; Magnoliopsida; Vitales; Vitaceae
Product: protein SIEVE ELEMENT OCCLUSION B-like
Exons: 7
Coding region: 39-2183 (714 amino acids)
Biological process (GO): phloem development
Source: RefSeq, a predicted model, not a curated record
UCUUCUCUUUUGUCCUUGCCAUACCUGUAACUCAAAAUAUGGCAACCACAUUCAUCCCUGACAAGGUGCAACGAGUGCGACAAAGGAGCGGGGAUCGGAUGUUUGCAUCGGAUGACAAUGGAAUCAUGAAACAAAUUCAUGCCAUCCAUGUUCCCGAUGGCCGCGACUUUGAUGUGAAACCUCUUCUUCGCAUUGUUGAGAACAUAUUGCUCCGUACAACCUCUUCUACAACCCUCACUCCUGCCCUUCCUGGCGUUCCUCUGGGAUCAACUCAAGCGCAGCUGGAUGCUUUGGAGGAUAAGACCCUCCAAGAUGGCUCCAGCAACAUGAUUGAUCUUUUGGCGCACACGAUAAAUAAAAUCUCUUGCGAGAUAUCGUGCAAAUGUACGAGUGGUGGAGAUGCACAUGCAACGGCUGUAGCAGUAUUCAACAUAUUAUCGAGCUACUCAUGGGAUGCUAAAGUGGUGCUAGCUUUGGCAGCAUUUGCUACCACUUACGGAGAGUUUUGGCUGGUGGCCCACCUAUACCCCACGAACCCACUGGCCAAAUCAGUGGCCAUUCUUAAACAAUUGCCAGACAUAUUGGAGCAUACGGAUGCCUUGAAACCAAAGUUUGAGGCACUUAGCAGCCUUAUCAAGGUUAUGGUGGAUGUGGCCAAGUGCAUAGUUCAGUUCAAGGAGCUUCCACCCCAAUACAUUACCCCUGACACUCCAGCGAUGGUAACUGCCAUUGCUCACAUCCCCACAGCUGUUUACUGGACCAUCCGCAGUAUAGUCGCCUGCGCAUCACAGAUCGCGUCCCUCAUUGGCAUGAGCCACGAGCACAUAGCCUCAACAAUGGAUGCUUGGGAGCUCUCAGGCUUGGCUCAUAAGGUCAGCAACAUGUAUGGUCACCUCCAAAGCCAGCUAUAUCUUUGCCAGCAACACAUAAACGAUAAGAAACAUAUUGAAGCAUAUAUGAUGCUUGUACGGCUGUUCGAGACCCCCCACAUUGAUAACAUGAAGAUUAUUAGGGUGUUGAUUUAUGCCAAGGAUGACCAGCCGCCGCUAUUUGAUGGCCUCAGCAAGAGAAAGGUUAGCCUUGAUAUAUUGAGGAGGAAGAAUGUGUUGCUAUUUAUUUCAGAGCUUGAAGUUCCCCAUGAAGAGCUUUUCAUUCUGGAUCAGAUGUACCAAGAAUCACGGCAGGAUCCAACCAGACCAGAGAGUCAGUAUGAGGUUGUGUGGAUGCCAAUGGUUGAUCGAUCCACUCCUUGGACAGAGGAAAAGAACAGGCAGUUCGAGACUCUAAAAUCAAUGAUGCCAUGGUACUCCGUGGAUCAUCCUUCAUCGAUCGACCUGGCAGUCAUCAAGUACAUCAAGGAGAUGUGGGGCUUCAACAAAAAGCCUCUGCUAGUGGUGUUGGACCCACAGGGAAGAGUUGUCAACAACAAUGCCAUCCACAUGAUGUGGAUCUGGGGCAGCCUGGCUUUCCCUUUCACUAGCCUGAGGGAGGAAGGACUCUGGAAGGGAGAGACAUGGAGGAUGGAGCUAUUGGCAGACACCAUUGACCCUAUAAUCCAUAACUGGAUCUCAGAAGGAAGUUACAUUUGCCUGUUCGGAGGAGAGGAUAUGGAGUGGAUCCGGAAAUUCUGUAUCCUUGCAAAGGCCAUUGCAAGAGCUGCUGGCAUCAGGCUAGAGAUGCUUUACGUGGGAAAGAGCAACCCCAGAGAGAAAAUUCAGAAGAUUAAUGCAAUCAUUUCUACGGAUAACCUGAGCCACACAUUGCCAGACCUACAUCUAGUAUGGUUCUUUUGGGUCAGGCUAGAGAGCAUGUGGUACUCUAAGAUGCAGCAUGGCAAGACCGUAGAGAGCGACCCCAUAAUGCAGGAAAUUGUGUCAAUGCUUAGCUUUGACGGCAGCGACCAAGGAUGGGUUGUAUUCAGUAAAGGAUCAGGCGAGAUGACUAAGGCAAAGGGUGAGAAUAUUGUGAGAUGCUUGAGCGACUAUGAUGUUUGGAAGAAUAAUGUAUCAAGUAAAGGGUUUUUGGGUGCAUUGAAUGACUACCUCCGUGAGAUCCACACCCCACACCACUGCAACCGUCUAAUACUGCCAGGAACCACAGGCAGCAUUCCGGAGAGGGUGGUCUGUGCUGAAUGUGGGCGUCCAAUGGAGAAGUUCGUUAUGUAUCGCUGCUGCACGGAUUAAACCUUCGGGAUCAUGCAACAACUGGUUAAUUUCCUAGUUUAUUUGAUGUUUAUUGUGUUUUGUUUGUAGGGUCUAAUCUCUUUAAUUUGCUUGUAAUGCUGCUGAUGAGUGUGUUGUAAGAUGUGAUAUUGUUAUUAUGACUAAAUUAUAUUACUAGCCCUUUUCUCUCCUCCCAA